Molecule: messenger RNA, 1314 nt
Organism: Diprion similis
Lineage: Eukaryota; Metazoa; Arthropoda; Insecta; Hymenoptera; Diprionidae
Gene: ste14
Product: protein-S-isoprenylcysteine O-methyltransferase
Exons: 3
Coding region: 190-1050 (286 amino acids)
Biological process (GO): C-terminal protein methylation
Cellular component (GO): endoplasmic reticulum; membrane
Molecular function (GO): protein C-terminal S-isoprenylcysteine carboxyl O-methyltransferase activity
Source: RefSeq, a predicted model, not a curated record
UACCGACAGAUAUUUGCUUCUUUGUUCUUCCUGCAGAUGACAAGGGCCCAACCCUUCAUGAGAAACGUCAAAAUAUCUCACGUGUGGUCGAGGGCGAGUAGUGCCGAAGUAGAAAUGAGUACAAAAAUCGUUUGAAAAAAAAAGUUUUAUCGUCUUGACUAUUUACUCAAAGUACUGAACAGACCAGAGAUGUUGUGCUACGAGGGAAAAAUCAGCGUCUUCACAUUUUCGACUGGCGUGAUUUUUGCGCUAUUACCUAAGUUCCUGUUUAGGUUACAAUUCGAGGCGUACUCUCUCUAUUUUCAGAAUGUUUGGUUGACUUAUGUCGUAUUAUACAUACUUCUCAAUUUCUUGAUCAUCAUCGCUUUUCGUGGUUUCAUUUAUCAAGUUGCGGUGAGAGCGACGUCGCUGGGUUAUGCAUUUGGGAUCGGCAUAUUGAUAUAUUUGACAGCGCCAUUGUCAUGGCAAAUGUUUGGAAUUUAUAUGUCAGUAAUGGCGACAUUUCACUAUUCAGAAUUCUUGGCUAUUACUUGGACAAAUCCAAGCGCCUUAUCCCUCAAUUCCUUCAUACUAAAUCACAGCAUCGAGUAUGGAAUAGCUGCAUUUGUGUGCUGGACGGAAUUUAUCAUUGAAAGAUAUUUUUUCCCUGAAAUGAAAGAACCGCACUUUGUUUCUUGGAUCGGACUAACGUUAUGCGUUUGCGGAGAGAUACUCAGGAAGCUUGCCAUGUUCACGGCAAGAAAGAAUUUUAAUCACAUUAUACAAAGCACCAAAGCUGACGGGCACGAACUUGUCACGCACGGUGUCUACAGUUUAUCACGACAUCCCAGUUAUGUCGGAUGGUUCUAUUGGUCGAUUGGAACACAGCUGAUUCUUCAGAAUCCUAUCUGUGCUGUGUGUUACACACUGAUUACAUGGAGAUUCUUCCAGCAGCGGGUAUUACUUGAAGAGAUGACGUUGAUCAACUUUUUUGGACAAGACUAUGUCGACUAUCAAAAGCAAGUAGGCACUGGACUGCCUCUGAUUUCAGGGUACAAAUUUGACUUGUAGUAUAGUACCGCAGUGUGAUUUAAAUUAUAAUUAUAUGAUAUUAUAAUUGUGAGAUAUAUGACAAUACUUUAAAAUGUGCACAUCAUGUACUUAAGCUAGAAGAUAUUUUCUAAAAGAUUUCACACUGAUCAAAAUGAUUCGAAGAAAAAGUUUCACAGACUUCAUCUAUAGGUUCUGGACAUUUAGUCAAAUUUGUAAAAAGUUAGUGAUUAUUCGAUUUGAGUAGGCAUACAUUGAAACGAUUUUUUUCCGUUUUUUUUUAGC